Messenger RNA from Lingula anatina, 1665 nucleotides. RefSeq names its product glutathione S-transferase omega-1. Gene Ontology annotation, cellular component: cytoplasm. The record is from RefSeq and is a predicted model, not a curated record. Gene Ontology annotation, molecular function: glutathione dehydrogenase (ascorbate) activity; glutathione transferase activity. Gene Ontology annotation, biological process: glutathione metabolic process. Lineage: Eukaryota; Metazoa; Brachiopoda; Lingulata; Lingulida; Lingulidae.
CGGUCGCGUAUUCACGUUGCUCAAAUCAAAACACGCACAGUUCCGGCAAAUAAGCUCGUGCUCGCAGGAUAAAAUUGCAGACCCUGAGAAUUUGAAAAUGCCAGUUUUGAAUGAAACCAGGCAUCUUGUUAAAGCAUCAGACUUCCCUCCACCAACACCGGGGCGAUUGAGGCUGUACAGCAUGCGAUUCUGCCCCUUUGCUGAGAGAACAAUAUUGGUGCUGGCCCAUAAAAAUAUACCCUAUGAAGUAGUCAACAUCAAUCUGAAAGAUAAACCUGACUGGUUCCUGAAAAGAAAUCCUCUUGGCCUCGUCCCUGUACUGGAGCAGGAUGACAAGAUCGUGUAUGAGUCACAAAUCUGUAACGACUACCUAGAGGACAUCUUUCCACAAAACCCUUUACGAUCAAAAGAUCCUUAUGUACGAGCCAGGCAGAACAUUGUGACUGCUGGACUUGGUAAGUUCAUAGGCCAUUCUUACAAGCUAGCCAGAGAGCCAACACCAGAGGCGAAAGAAGAAAUGAAUACAUACCUGGAUACAUAUGAAAAUCUACUGGAGAAGCCAUUCUUCUCAGGAGAUGAAGUAGGUCUACUUGACUUCCACAUGUGGCCCUGGGUGGAAAGGAUGCUCGCCUACAAGGAAUUCACUGGCUACGAAAUCAGCCAAGAAAGAUUCCCAAAGCUCAAUGCAUGGAUAGCGAGAAUGUGGGAGGUGCCAGCUGUAAAAGCCACAGCAAUUCCAGGGUGGGCCCUCCUUGAGUUUGCAAAAUCUUACAAGGAAGGAACACCACGCUAUGAUGAGAUAGAAAUUUGAGAAGACAGUGUUUUUAUUUUUAUUAUAAAGAAAUUCAGGAGUGAAACAGUAGCAUUUGGGGCCAGUUUAAUGAGAAUGGGGACAGUUUAAUCAGAAACCACAUACGGUAGCUUACAGUAUUUAAAGGAUUUGGAAGGUUUCUCGUAGAUAUAGGUACAAUUAAAUAAGUCAAAAUUGAAACAAUUUAAUAAAGGCACCAGUAUCACUGUUAAAUUAAUUCAUUAAUUUAUGUAAGUAUCUGAAACUAUGAACAAUCCAGAUAUAUUUGAAUGUUAGUGUAUUUUUUAUCUUAUGUUUUUUUCCUUAAAAAAAUAACGUAAAUUGGUCUUAAACACAUACAGUUUGUAUGGUCUUAAUAUAAUCCAUGAAAAUCUUCAUUGUAAUAAUAAGAGUAAUCUUAAUUGGUUGUAGGAGCAAUUGUAUAUCUUCAUAAGGACACAUUCAAAUCUCUUAAGAAUGUUAGAGGGUCUUUACAUUAUGAAAUGUGUAUCUUGAGUUGUAGUACAUAUCUGAACACUGGAAUCAUUAAGAUAUAGCCAUAGUAUAUAGUGCAUGUACUAUAUAAUAGUACACAUUAUAGUUAAGGCUUCAUUUUUUUCUGGAGCCUUUACCCAAGUGUUUUUGUUUUUUUUUAACCAACACAGGUUUACUUUGAAUUCUAAAAUAAGAAAAGUAACAUGUUCGUGAAAUAAUUUUCCCAAUGACCUUUUUUUACCAACAGGUUUGUGAAAUCUGUAAGCUGUUUGUUGCAGAAAGUUUUAAUAUCUAUUUGUUAUAUUUUAAUAACAUAUUUAUGAUUUUUUUUCUUCUACAUUGCCAAGAGAUCAAGUGCCAUUUUGAUAACUUUUAUCCAU